This is a messenger RNA of Pelobates fuscus (common spadefoot toad), 1111 nucleotides long. It is a transcript of the gene SPRING1, whose product is annotated as SREBF pathway regulator in golgi 1. Gene Ontology annotation, biological process: positive regulation of SREBP signaling pathway. The record is from RefSeq and is a predicted model, not a curated record. Bases 396 to 1013 code for a protein of 205 amino acids. The transcript is spliced from 5 exons. NCBI's taxonomy places the organism in Eukaryota, Metazoa, Chordata, Amphibia, Anura, Pelobatidae.
UUUUAAUAUAUUCUUGAUAAUUAAAGAUAGGUAUAGAAGGUGUGCUAUAUGUAAGUGCUAAGGGAAAUUCAAGAACAAUAGUAUAAUAAAUAUUGGCAUUAAAUACAUUAUAUUUGCUCAGAAAGUGUAGUGUAUAUUUAUAUAUGCACGCACUUUAUAAUUUAUCAGGAACACAGGACAUUAUAGAUUUGCUAAAUACAAUGUAAACAAUUAUAUCUCAGGUUAGCGUAAUAUAUUAUUUGGCAUCAUGACUACUUUUUGGAGACCGCCGAUGGUUGCCAUUGUAAAUGUGAUUUACAAUUAGUUGUAUAGCUAUAGAUGAACAGUAAUUGGCGGAGAAUAAAAAUAUAAGAUAUAGACUUGGCUCUGUAGCCAUACAUUCAGGAAUAUUUGCCAUGGUUAACUUAUUUUCUAUGGUGUGGAGGAAAAUUCUGCGCAAGAGAUGGGUUCUUGGUAUUGUGUUUGGGCUGUCCCUCAUCUACUUUCUCACAAGCACUUUCAAGCAGGAAGAAAGAAUAGUAAGGGAUCGCACACUGCUUCAGGCACAUGAUCAAGACCAGGCUAUUCGAUGGAAGGUCCAGUUUAAUUUGGGCAACAGCAGCAGGGUCAGCAACCAGUGUCGCAAUUCUGUGCAGGGAAAACUUCUCAUCACAGAUGAUCUUGGUUAUGUGUGUGAGCGCAAAGAGCUACUGGCAAAUGGCUGCUGUAACAUCAAUAUUGCCAGCACGAGACUCUAUAGCUGUGAGAGCUGCCUACCCAAUGGGUGCUGCAAUGUAUAUGAAUACUGUGUAUCAUGCUGCCUGCAACCUAACAAGCAACUUCUGCUGGAGCGUUUCCUAAAUCGUGCAGCCAUGGCUUUUCAAAACCUAUUUCUGGCAGUUGAAGAUCAUUUUGAGCUAUGUUUAGCCAAAUGCAGGACAUCAUCACAGAGUGUACAACAUGAGAACACAUAUCGAAACCCCAUUGCUAAGUACUGCUACGGUGAGAGCCCUCCUGAACUACUUCCUAUGUGAUCGGAGUAGCCGUUGCAGUCAAUAAGUGGGAACUAUUGCCUCUGUGUCUGAUGGCCUUCACUAACUUCAAGUCGAACAGAGGAAUGAUCAGCUAUUGA